CUGCUGUCAAUAUGUCACCUGUUAAUGUAAUGAACUAAAAAUUCAAUUAGAAAGCAUAGAAAUAGUUUAUUAUUUUCAUAAAUUUUGCCAUUAACAAUUAAAUAUAAUGGAUAAGCAUAAUAGCUCAGAGCUGCUGAAUUCAGAUUUCUCUUUAUCUAAAAAUGCUAGCUCGGACUCCUUGGAUUCGGACUCCAAAUCUAGUUCAUUGAAUUCUAAACACGGACAGGACUCCUCGCAGCUACUAGGAGAUAUUCAGUUGCUGGAAGGUGAGAAGGUUACUGGUGUAGCAAGAGAUGUGACAUAUUUGUGCCCUUACAGUGGCCCAUCUCGUGGGGUACUCAAAGUCACAAAUUAUCAACUACACUUCCGUCCAACUGAAGCUACAUCUCUACAGACAACUCUGAGUGUACCUCUGGGUGUUGUAUCCCGUAUAGAAAAGGUAGGAGGUGCAUCAUCUAAAGGUGAAAAUUCAUAUGGCAUUGAAGUAUUUUGUAAGGAUAUGCGCAAUUUACGUUUUGCACACAAACAAGAGAAUCAUUCUCGUCGGGGAAUAUUUGAGAAGUUGCAGCAGUUAGCAUUCCCACUGUCACACAGAUUGCCACUUUUUGCAUUCAGCUACUCGGAAACCUUUCCAGAAGAUGGAUGGCAUGUAUAUGAACCAAUAGCAGAGUUGAGAAGAAUGGGUGUUAACAAUGAUAUGUGGCGUAUAACUCGCAUCAACGAUAAGUACGAGAUCUGCGACAGUUAUCCAUCAGUGUGGGCAGUGCCCGCUGCGGCUAACGAUGACCUGUUACGUUCAGUCGCCGCGUUCAGGUCUCGAGGACGUAUUCCGGUGCUCGCAUGGAUACAUCCUAGUUCACAGGCAACUAUAACUAGAUGCAGCCAGCCUUUAGUUGGGGUUAGUGGUAAACGUAGUCGUGAAGACGAACGCUACAUACAAUUGAUAAUGGACGCCAAUGCUCAGGCGCAUAAGUUGUUCAUAAUGGAUGCACGGCCCAGUGCUAACGCGAUCGCUAAUAAAGCGAAAGGAGGCGGCUAUGAAUCAGAAGAUGCAUAUCAGAAUGCGGAACUGGUGUUUUUGGAUAUACACAACAUUCAUGUAAUGAGAGAAAGUCUUCGCAAACUGAAGGAACUUUGCUUUCCACAAAUAGACCAAACAAGAUGGUUUAGUGGUAUCGAAGCGAGUUGUUGGUUGAAGCAUAUUAAAUGUAUAUUAGCUGGUGCUGUUCGUAUUGUCGAUAAGGUGGAGAACCACAAGACAUCGGUGCUGGUGCACUGCUCCGACGGCUGGGACCGCACGGCGCAGCUGACGGCGCUGGCCAUGCUGAUGCUGGACCCGCACUACCGCACGCUGCGCGGCUUCCAGCUGCUCAUAGAGAAGGAGUGGCUCGCCUUCGGACAUAAGUUCCAACUGCGUAUAGGGCACGGCGACGAGCGCCACUCGGACGCGGACCGGUCGCCGGUGUUCGUGCAGUGGGUGGACUGCGUGUGGCAGCUGCAGCAGCAGUUCCCCACGGCCUUCGAGUUCACCGAGCGCCUGCUCAUCACCAUCGUUGAUCACCUCUACUCCUGCAGAUUCGGCACUUUCCUAUUCAAUACUGAACGGGAACGUGUUAAAGAGGAAGUGAAGAGCAAGACAGUCUCUCUGUGGUCGUACAUCAACAGCCGACAGGACUUGUACCUCAACCCGUUGUACUGGGGGCCCAGCUCGGCGGGAGCGCAUUCGCGCCCACAAGUCGUGCUUGUUCCUGUCGCUUCACUUAGGAUCAUAAAGCUAUGGAAGGCCUUGUAUUGCAGAUGGAAUCCUACGAUGAGACAACAAGACCCGAUAUACCAGCGUACACGCGAGCUGGUAGCGUUGCGUGCGCAGCUGGAGGCGGCGGCGGCCGCGGCGGCUGGAGACCAUGCCGCGAGACACCGCCUCGCACUCACCCCGCCGCGGGUAGCUAGCCCGCACCAUGUGUGAACACUACACUAGUAUACAUGACAUUAUAUAACACUAGCUGUUCCCGUGCGGCUUCAUCCGCAUGAAAUUAUGAAAAUAUUAUUUUAUUAUUUACAUUUGUCAA
Papilio polytes (common Mormon) is the source of this 2069-nucleotide messenger RNA. RefSeq names its product myotubularin-related protein 2 (gene mtm). The transcript is spliced from 11 exons. Gene Ontology annotation, molecular function: phosphatidylinositol-3,5-bisphosphate 3-phosphatase activity. Bases 107 to 1966 code for a protein of 619 amino acids. Lineage: Eukaryota; Metazoa; Arthropoda; Insecta; Lepidoptera; Papilionidae. The record is from RefSeq and is a predicted model, not a curated record. Gene Ontology annotation, biological process: dephosphorylation.